UAACCAUUGAGGAUGAGAAAAUCACCAAGAAAACAAAAUCACAAGAACAUGGCAGCAUCGAAAAGAGUUGCUUAUAUAGGCUUAGUCAUCACUACAGCAUAACACAAAUUGAACCAAACUCCGUAUCUUUCACCCUCCCCCACUCUCCAAACCUAUCUCAACCGCAAAACCUUUUUUUUAUAUUAUUCUAUGGUGUCAAUUACGUUUGGUAGAAUGUAGUAGGAAAAAAGACAGAGAAAAAUGGACCCACAUCACAUCAUAGUAGAUACACCACAGUGGCGUUGAAUUAAUAUUCACCCGUUUCUUAUUACUUUUGGAUUUGGCUAUAUUUGCGUAGGAUCAAAGUAGUUCUUUCAACUUUUCACUCUUUGCACUCAUAAAAAGCUAAUUCUGGAAUCACAGACACAUUCACUGUUACAUGACACAUAUGUUUAUAUAGAGAGAGAGAAAGUUCUAACCAUGUUACUAUGUGGUUGACUAUGUAUUAAUGUGAAUCAGAUAAUGCAUUUUUUGAAUUUAAAAAACUGGGAUUCUUCUGAUUCCUAAUCUUUUCCUGGUAGAUUUUGAGAUAAGGUUUUCCUACCUACAGAAAAGAAGAUUACAUGGGUUGGCUUACCAAGUUGCUAAAGGGUUCCAACCAUAAAUAUUCGGGACGAACAUACGAAGGGAAGUAUGGACAUGACAGAGAUUCGAGUAAUCACGAUGGUUCUGUGGAUGAUUUGACUGAUAUUGAGAGAGAGGAAAUUGAUCGUGCAAUUGCGCUUUCCCUUUCGGAGGAAGAUUAUAAAGGGAAAAAAGUUGUAGAGGAUGACUCUGAAUCUGAAUCUGAAGAUGAUGAACUGUGUCCACUUGAUGACGAAGAAGAAGACCAUGUUGGUGAUGUUAAGCAAGACGAAGAUGACCAUGUUGGUGAUGUUAAGCAAGAAGAAGAUGACCAUAUAGCUAAAAUUCAACAGGACGAAGACACGAGUCUCGAUGAAGUUCAACUUGAGGAAGAUGAACAACUUGCGAGGGCUAUUCAAGAAAGUUUGAGCAUUGGUUCACCUGCUCGAUCUCACACCGAUUCUAUAUUUCAACCUUUUACAAACCUCUUUCCACCUGUAUACAGAAUCUGUGCUGGCUGCAACGCCGAGAUUGGCCAUGGAAGAUUUUUGAGUUGCAUGGGAGCUGUUUGGCAUCCAGAAUGUUUUUGUUGCCAUGCUUGCAAACUUCCAAUCACUGAUUAUGAGUAUUCCAUGUCUGGAAAUCGCCCUUACCAUAAAUUGUGCUAUAAGGAGCUGCAUCACCCAAGGUGUGAUGUUUGCAAGAUCUUUAUCCCACAAAAUUCAGCUGGACUCAUUGAGUAUAGAGCGCAUCCUUUCUGGCUGCAAAAAUAUUGUCCAUCGCACGAGCGUGAUGGCACUCCUCGUUGUUGUAGCUGUCAGAGAAUGGAGUCAACGGACACAAAAUAUCUGUUGCUUGAUGAUGGUCGAAAGCUGUGCCUUGAAUGUCUUGAUUCGGCUAUUAUGGAUACUCACGAAUGCCAACCACUCUAUCUUGAAAUACAAGAAUUUUAUGAAGGUUUGCAUAUGAAAAUAGAGCAGCAAAUUCCUAUGCUUUUGGUUGAGAGACAAGCGCUGAAUGAAGCCAUGGAAGGGGAAAAGAAUGGUCAUCACCACUUACCUGAAACUCGAGGACUUUGCUUGUCAGAAGAGCAAACUAUUCCCACUAUUUUAAGGAGGCCGAGUAUAGGAGCAGGUUACCGUGUCAUAGAUAUGAUAACCGAGCCUUUUAGGCUGAUACGUCGGUGCGAAGUGACAGCGAUUCUUGUAUUGUAUGGCCUUCCUAGGUUACUGACAGGAUCAAUCCUAGCUCAUGAAAUGAUGCAUGCUUGGCUUAGACUUAAAGGCUAUGGCAAUCUUAGGCCAGAAGUUGAAGAAGGAAUAUGCCAAGUCUUAGCUCACAUGUGGUUAGAUUCAGAGAUCUAUUCCGGCUCCGGAAGCGAAGAAGCAUCAUCAUCAUCUUCAUCUUCGUCGUCUUCAUCAUCACCUUCCUCGACUUCAUCAAAGAAGGGUAAACGGUCGGAUUUUGAAAAGGAACUCGGUAAAUUUUUUAAACACCAGAUCGAGUCAGAUAGCUCACCGGCCUAUGGAGAUGGAUUCAGAGAGGGUAACCAGGCAGUUCUUAAGUACGGACUUAGAAGAACCCUCGAUCAUAUCCGAAUCACCGGAAGUUUUCCGUAAAGAAAUGGUGAUAUAAAUAUUAUUUUCUUACCUUUACAUCAACCAUAAGAUUUGAGCAUUGUCACAUAAACUAAAUCCAUAAACUAUAUAGGAACCAAAUAUUUCAAAAUUGUAUAAUUUCACCAAACUCCACACAAAAUAAGGAUUGAAAAUGCAAGUGAUAGUGUAAAGUUACUGUAAUCUAUACCUAAAUAUUGGCAGUUUGGCACCUCAUGCUACAUAUGUAUCACAAAAUACCUUAUAGAAGUUGAAAACAAAACAGUUGAUGCAAUUAUAGAUAUACAAUAAAGAACCAAUUUUGUAUA
Molecule: messenger RNA, 2527 nt
Organism: Lathyrus oleraceus (garden pea)
Lineage: Eukaryota; Viridiplantae; Streptophyta; Magnoliopsida; Fabales; Fabaceae
Product: protein DA1-related 1
Exons: 12
Coding region: 603-2222 (539 amino acids)
Molecular function (GO): ubiquitin binding
Source: RefSeq, a predicted model, not a curated record